AUGGGCCAGCUGAGCAUUGUGGAGACCAGCAGCGAUCCGGAAUGGAAGAAAGCAUUCAACAGGCAUUUGGCGCUGGAGCUGGAGAGCCCGCAGAAAUUCGCAACGUGUGUGCUAUCGACGGUUGACGGCAACGGGCACCCGGCGGCCCGGCUAGUGACGCCGCGCGGCUUCGUAGGCGAAGACUUUCUGCGGCUAUCACCGCAGGAUGGCGGGCAGUGGACGUCGGACGUGAUGACGUUCUGCACGCACUCAAAGAGCAUCAAGGUGCAAGAGCUGGUGGGGGUGAGCGACGUGCAGCUCCUGUACUGGUUCCCGCACGCGCAGGUGCAGGUGCGGUGCUCGGGGCAAGCGCACAUGCUGUUCCACCCAGACAACCCGCACUACUCGACGCUGUCGCUGGAUAUCCGGCAGCGGAUCUGGCGGCGCGACGAGCGGGAGGCGGGACUGGAUAAUAGCGAGGUGGAGCUGGAUACAGAGUAUAUCCGCGAGCAGGCGUUUUUGAAUCACUCGCCGGUGAUCCAGGCGUGGUAUUCGUGGCCGCCGCCGGGGCGCGUGCGGUCGGGCGAUGCGUCGCUGUAUCCGCAGGAGAUCCCCGGGAUCAAGGACGAGGAGAUGCGCGAAAAGUACGGCAAUGAGGCGCGCAGGAACUACGUGCUGGUGUUUGUUGACGUCACGAAGGUGGAUAUAGUGGAUCUCAAGGAUAACACGCGGAAGCUGUACAAGCGGCGUGGCGACACGACGUGGACGGUCACCAAUAUCAACCCAUGA
Linderina pennispora is the source of this 768-nucleotide messenger RNA. RefSeq lists its product as uncharacterized. Gene Ontology annotation, molecular function: FMN binding. Bases 1 to 768 code for a protein of 255 amino acids. The record is from RefSeq and is a predicted model, not a curated record. NCBI's taxonomy places the organism in Eukaryota, Fungi, Kickxellomycota, Kickxellomycetes, Kickxellales, Kickxellaceae. The transcript has a single exon.